Messenger RNA from Mesorhabditis spiculigera, 615 nucleotides. The record is from the annotation of a GenBank genome assembly. NCBI's taxonomy places the organism in Eukaryota, Metazoa, Nematoda, Chromadorea, Rhabditida, Rhabditidae.
AUGAUCUCCGCCUUGCGAAAGAAGCUAGGCGGAGGAGAUGGGAAGGAAGGUGGUUCCAACAAUGCGAAUAUGCCGGCUGGUGUUGGGAAAUUGGACCAACAAUUACAGAAGAAAUAUGCUAGAGGGGUUCAGUAUAACAUGAAAAUUGUCGUACGUGGAGAUCGUAACGUUGGAAAGAGCUGUUUACUACGCAGACUUCAAGGACAACAAUUUCAAGAAGACUACACCCCUACCGAAGAGAUACAGGUCGCAAAUAUCCACUGGAACUACCGAGCUACUGAUGACGUCGUCAAAGUUGAUGUCUGGGAUGUUGUGGAUCAGAGUCGAAAGAAGAGGGUAAAAUCCGACAAGUUGAAGCUGGCCAACCAUGCGGCGGCUGAAGAAUUCGAAGAUGUUGCCUGUGAUGCCCGUUUUGUGGAUGUUUACAAGGGGUGUCAUGGAGUGAUCUUCGUUUUUGAUAUUACGAAGCAAUGGACUUGGGAAUAUGUAACGACAGAGAUCGUGAACGUGCCAGCAAAUGUACCGGUAAUGAUCCUCGCAAAUCGCCGUGACAUGGGUCAUCACCGCCAAGUCACCGACGAAAUGGUCAGCCACUUCAGCCAACAAUACAAUGAG